AUGCGUGUCACGCGGUUCUCACGUGUAGCAUCCGAAACUAACGCCGACGUGUUCCGCGACCCGGACACCGGGUUCACGUUCUCGCAGUACAACGCACAGAUCACGACGGGCACAUCAGCUAUCACCUUUCGCGUCGCGAUUCCGAGCCCGGCUACCUCCGGCCAGCCCUACGAUGUCGUGCUCCAGGUUGUCGCCCCGGUGGCUGCCGGUUGGGUUGGUGUCGCUUGGGGCGGCUCGAUGACGAACAACCCCUUACUGAUCGGUUGGGCCAACGGAGCUAGUGCGAUGACAUCCAUCCGUCGCGCUACCUCGCACACGGCACCGACAGCGUACACCGGCGCCACGCUGCAGCUGCUGUCGAAGGGUAGCAAGACCAAUGCCACCCACUGGCAGUUCACGGCCAAAUGCACGGGCUGCACGCAAUUUACAACGACGGGCACGACGACCAAGAGCCUAAACCCGGCAGGCAGCAACAGGCUCGCGUUCGCGUACGCUAAAACUAAGCCCAGCCAGCCGUCGUCCGAGUCUAGCCCAAUCAAUGUUCACGACCUGUUCAACUACUGGGACCACGACUUUGCGUCAGCCGGGAACGCAGAGUUCCAGGACCUCGUGGAUCGGAACUUGUGAAAAUUCAUCGCUUAAUUACAUGCCACCAAAACAAUUAAAACUGAGCAGAGGUGCUAUGUCCUGAAGUGGGGGCGAAUAGGGGACUGCAGGUGUUCUGAGAAUGGAUGGGAGAUGAGGCACUCCAAGUGAUUUCUACUGUCCUUUCCGAUCAGAUACCGUUCACGAUGUAUAUAAAUAGAGUGUCUAUGCGAUAGGUACCUGAGAGAAACAUAGUGUCUUCAAAUUGGCUCAAUUUGGUUCAAUUUGACGUUUUACUUCUGACGUUCGAUGUAUUCAGUACCUGACUCAUGCUUGGGUGCUUGCCUCUGUCGCAUUAAACAGAAGUCAUCUACUAGGUAGAUGUUACAUGGUGUCAAGUCGAAAUUACAUAACACUUUUUUCUUUAAAGAACGAUGUCGCGAUCUGGUUUUCGAAGUGCAAUGCACAUUCCUCGUUAGAUAGUAGGCAGAUAGUCAGGUAAGUAAAAACA
This is a messenger RNA of Annulohypoxylon truncatum, 1096 nucleotides long. RefSeq names its product CBD9-like protein. The coding region runs from base 1 to 627 and encodes 208 amino acids. Lineage: Eukaryota; Fungi; Ascomycota; Sordariomycetes; Xylariales; Hypoxylaceae. The record is from RefSeq and is a predicted model, not a curated record. The transcript has 3 exons.